CAUUUAACUCAUUAACCACUUAUUCAAGCUUGCUUUAAGUAGUUUUCAAAUGCUACCCCACCCUAACCAAAACCUGUAUAUCUCACUAUCUGCAUAAGAAAUAAUCCAGGUUCUUUGUGAACAACUCAAUGGGGCGCCAUUCUUGUUGUGUGAAACAUAAUAAGCUUAAAAAAGGUUUAUGGUCACCAGAAGAAGAUGAGAAAUUGUACAAUUACAUAACAAGAUUCGGCAUCGGCUGCUGGAGUUCUGUGCCUAAAUUAGCAGGAUUGCAAAGGUGUGGAAAAAGUUGCAGGUUAAGAUGGAUAAACUACUUGAGGCCUGAUCUUAAAAGAGGAAUGUUUUCACAGGAAGAGGAGGAUCUCAUCGUUACACUACAUGAAUUUCUUGGUAACAGGUGGGCUCAAAUUGCAGCACAAUUACCCGGAAGAACAGACAAUGAUAUCAAAAACUUAUGGAAUUCUUAUCUGAAAAAGAAGCUGAUAAAGCAAGGACUUGAUCCCAACACUCAUAAGCCAAUGGACGAAACUGAAGAGAAUUGUACAGAAAAAUGUUCACUACAGAUACUAGAGCCUGAUGGGAUUACAUAUUCAUCAAUAUCAGAUGCAAUGAGACAAAUAUUUGAAGAACAAACUGAUAUUUCAAGGGAGAAUUUUGUGAACACACAAGUGUAUGAAUAUGAUCCCCUAUUCUUAUCAGAGUUUCAAGCAAAAGUAGAUCCUAAUGGAUACCAUCCAAGUUUUCUGAUCACACGUGAUCAGAAUCAGAUGGAGGGAAAUACAAAUCAGAAUCAGGGUUCAGGUUGUGAUUCAUUUUCUAGCUUAAUGAAUUUUGAUCAUGGAAAUAUUAUGGAUACAGGUUUUUCCAACAGUAGUACUUCACCUUCAAGAAUAAAUUCAUUUCUGAUGAAUAAAGCAAUAGAAAGUUCAAGUAACAGUUCAUAUAUGAACAGCCAUGCUGGUUUUGAUCAAAUGAACAAUCUGAUUGAAAAUGAAGCUGCAUAUUCAUGGGAUGCUGAGAGCAAAUUGGAUUCAAUAUUUCAGUUUCAGUUUAGUGGGAUUGAAACCGAAGAAAUAAAGCCAAUUCCGUAACAAGAAGGUAGUCGAGGAGAUUUAAGUAAAUAUUCAAUUUUCAUCGCUGUGUCCCGACACUCUUUCAUCAAAAUAUACACUGUAAAGUGAAUUUCAGUUUCAGUUCAGUGAGAUUAAAACCGAAAGAAUAAGGCCACAGCUGUGGCAAGAAGGUGAGUCGAGGAGAUUUAAGUAAAUAAAUAUCCAAUUUUCAUCGCUGUAUCCUGAUAUAGAUUUUAAGGUUGUUUGUAACCCUUGCACAAACAUAUGUCGAUAAUGUAAGGAGUUUCUAUUGGAAGUUUCAGGUGUGAAUAUUGUUGAUUCUGUAUUUCUAUAAGUAAUAACAAAAAAGUUUUAAUCAAA
This is a messenger RNA of Olea europaea var. sylvestris, 1430 nucleotides long. RefSeq names its product transcription repressor MYB6-like. The coding region runs from base 129 to 1088 and encodes 319 amino acids. The transcript has 3 exons. Lineage: Eukaryota; Viridiplantae; Streptophyta; Magnoliopsida; Lamiales; Oleaceae. The record is from RefSeq and is a predicted model, not a curated record. Gene Ontology annotation, biological process: regulation of stomatal movement.